ACCCGUGUUUAGGCGGGACAAUCGAAUCCCACCAAGUAUCAACUACGCACGAAUUGGAAGAGAGAGAGAGAGAGAGAGGGCUGAGGAUUUCAGCAAUGGCGGACUCAACCGAAGAACUCGAACCCCUCUUUGAUUACAGUCGCGUUCAGCCUAUCGAUCUUGUCUGCCUUGACGAUGACUGUUCCGAUUCAUCCCCAGCUUAUGCUCCAAAAAGAAGGAAAAUCCCCGAUUCUGCAGUUGGAAAGGAAGUAAAGAAUGGGAAUGCUAUAGAGAUUGUUGAUUGUGAAGACAAAGAAGAGGAGGAUUGGUUGCCUCCUCCUCCCAAGGUUUUAGAUGAAUCAAAGAAGCUUUUAGAGGGUUCAACCAUAAAGGAGAUGAGAUUAAAGAAACAGGAACUGGUAUCAUUUGCCCAAUCAGCUGAAGACAUGUUGCGAACUGUUGAAGAGUCUAUUAAAAGAAAUCUUAGUUCCUCAAUGCAAUCUUGUUUAGAAAGUGUUGCAGAGCAGCCAUCAAAGUCUUCCUGUGAAAGAGCUAAAAUAGUUAUUUCUAUCCAGGACAAGGAUGAACUCAAGCAAUUUCGGGUAUACAUGGAUGACAAGUUUGAGCGGCUCUUCAAGAUGUAUGCAGAUAAAGUCAAGCUUAAUCUACAAAGCUUAAUUUUUUGCUUUGAUGGAGAUAAAAUCAGUCCCACAGCAACUCCAAUAGACCUUGAGAUGGAGGACAAUGACAUCAUUGAAGUACACGUAAAGUGAGCUGACUGAGGUUUUCUAUUUACCUAUAGCCCUGCAGCCAACUUUGUAUUGCUAUCCCGGAGCUUCAUAUUCCUUGUAUCAUAUACUUGUUUGUAGCUCUCUGUUCGAUAUGUUUCUUUGUCUGCUGAUUGCUUGUUUUUUGGUCUGCAACUAUAUAGAGGCAAUGCAGGUUUUGAAAAUGGUUACAGGUUUACCACACACUUAAUCACGUAAAGACCAGCCUGAUGAAAGCGAACAAUUUAACAUGAUUGGAGGAUUGACUGUUGAGACACAAGUUUUUUGGAAUGUUUAUUUUGCAACUGACUUUGCUUAUUGGGGAAUAGGUACUCACUUGUAGAUGUUACUAAACGUAAAAUCUAGAACUUGUCUCAGGGAUCUUGAAGAAAAUAACAGAUUCCAGCCUCAAGGAAAUGCCCGACGAAUUGAAAAUAUAUACUAUAGAAGAGUAACUGAGUCGGUGCACAUUUAAGGUUCGAGUUUGGAAUUAUCUUCUCCAAAAUGGAUGCAACGUUCCUCACCACUUGCUUCUUUCGGACCCCGUAAUAAGAGGGUUCAUAACUUUGUUUUUGUUUCUCUUUUUUCCUCUCAACAUUACUCCAUGCUUGUGUGUAAUCUGUUUUUCUUUGUAGUUUUUCCUAUGGAUCAUAGUAAACGCAAUCAGCCAAUUGUUCAAUUACGUCGUUUGUUAAAUUAA
This is a messenger RNA of Ilex paraguariensis (yerba mate), 1446 nucleotides long. NCBI's taxonomy places the organism in Eukaryota, Viridiplantae, Streptophyta, Magnoliopsida, Aquifoliales, Aquifoliaceae. The record is from the annotation of a GenBank genome assembly.